This is a messenger RNA of Cydia strobilella, 731 nucleotides long. RefSeq names its product pupal cuticle protein G1A-like. The transcript has 2 exons. The record is from RefSeq and is a predicted model, not a curated record. NCBI's taxonomy places the organism in Eukaryota, Metazoa, Arthropoda, Insecta, Lepidoptera, Tortricidae. Bases 24 to 731 code for a protein of 235 amino acids.
CAACGUCGAGUAAAACGGUGAAAAUGAAAUUUUUCGUGUGCGCCCUUCUCUGCCUGGCGGCCUCGGCCUCCGCCCGCGACAAGCGUGGAAUCUACGGCGAGCCCGGAGGCCUGCUGUCGCCCCUGAGCGCUCAUUCUCUCCACUCAGCGCCGAUCCUGAGCGCUCACUCCCUAGAGUCAGCGCCCAUUCUGAGCGCUCAUUCACCGCUGCUGAGCCACACACCGCUGUUGAGCGCUCACUCACUGUCUCCGUACGCUAGCGCCCAUUUACACUCCGCGCCUCUGCUAUCGUCAUCCCUCCAUUCUGCGCCUCAGCUUUCCUCUCACUCUCUCCCCUCCGCUCCUUUGUUCUCCGCUCACUCCCUACUCUCUGCCCCUCUCCACUCCGCUCAUUCUUCUCCUUUCCUCUCCUCUCACUCUCUCCACUCUGCCCCUCUCCUAUCCUCCCACUCUCUUCACUCCGCUCCUCUGCUCUCCCACUCUGCUCCUCAGCUCUCCCACUCCGCUCCUCUAAUCUCCCAUUCUGCUCCUCUGCUCUCUUCCCACUCCCUCCACUCAGCUCCUCUGCUUUCUUCCCACUCCCUCCACUCCGCCCCUCUCCUCUCCGCGCACUCCGCGCCCCAGAUCCACUCCUCCCCACUCCUCCACUCUGCCCCCCUGCAUACGUCCUUGCACGAACCCCUACACUCCGCCCAACUGAUCGCUGCCCCGAGGUACGCCGCUGGGUGGUAA